AUGCAGUCCAUCCUAAAUUUACUUAGUAACAUAAUUAAAGCAACAUUAAUUUUAAAGUUUGUUGUUUUAUAAUCAAAUGCCUGCCCAUUUAAUUCUUAUGAUGAUGCUUUAAAUUAAGCAAAUGUAUACAAUAUUGAUUCUUUCAUUCAAAAUGCAGAUGGAGAUUCUAUUGGCUUUGGUUUUUGGAGUUAUAGCAUACCAUAGUUAUCACCAAAGAUAUUGGCUUAAGAAGAAUAAGGGAAUUCAUUAAUGGCAGAAAACGGAUAGUUUCUUUUUUUGAUAAAAAAAGAAUCAUUAAAUUUAGUCCUUGGAUACUUUUCAAGCAGUCUAUCCUAAAAAUUAGCUUUUCAUAACUUAGUUUUUUAUUAAACUCCCCAAGUAAUUCAAUAAUUUGUAUUCUCUCCCUAAAAAUAUAUAGCUCAUUGGAUUUUAACUACAAUUGUUUAUAAUUUUAAAAGUUAAGAAUUUAUUAUUAAUUCAAAUUAGAAACAGUUUAUUUAAUUCUUUGAUUUAACUUAAACAUCCUAAACAUCCAUUUAAAUAUAUUUUGGAGGAAAAGAUUUGGUAAUAAUUUCUAAUAAUUUAUUCAGAUUGCAGAAAGUUUCAAUUUAAAUGAAUUUAAUGGAAAAUUAUCCAAAAUUUUCAUUGAAAGAUUCAAUUAUUUGGAAUUUAAUUUUAUUGAUUAUAUAGUUUAAUUUUGUAUAGUUCCAAAAUAAAUUUAAGAAGAGUAAAUAGUUUAUUUAGUAAAGGGAUUAAAAAUAUUUUAAGGAGAUACAUUAUUAACACCAACAAUCUACCAAAUUGGAAAUAGAUAUUGUAUUUCUGGUUGGAUGAAAUAUGACUUUUCUAAGGUUAUUGAUGAUAUGGUUUACUUAGUUUUUAGGAUAGCUUCUUAGAAAUACUAUAAUAAGGAUACUAAUAUAGGAGAUAGUAUUUUUAAAUUGUAGGUGGAGGUUAAAAAAACAGACACUAGAUAUUGUCGUUUAAUUGUGUUAAAUAAUUUAUUUUAUGUACCAGCUGGAGGUCCAAUACCAAUUGGCGAUAAUUUAUAAAUAUAGAUUUUAAAUGAUUUCUAUGUUCGUGAUAGCUAUUAUAAUGGAUUACAAUAAUGGCAUUUUUUAAAGUUUGAAUAAGGUUCAGAAGUUGUAAAUGUAGACGAAGGAAGAUUAAUUUAGGUUUAAUUUUUUAAUGAAUUGAAUCUUGUAGAAAAGAAAGUGAAAUUAUCAGGUCCUUCAGAUUAAUUAUUUUAUUUUUUUAUAGGAGGAGAUGAUUUUACAAAAUAAUAACUUGAUGCUCAAAUAUAUGAUUUAAAAUUUGAAUAUAAUUAUAAUGUAGAUAAAACAAUAUUAUUGAAUGGUAAUUAUUUUAUUUUAUAAAGCUUGCCAUUAUUCUUGUCUAACUUGUAAUGGUCCAUUUGAAGAUAAUUGUUUGUCUUGUAUUUCAACAUCAAAUCGUAAUUAUAUAAAAGAAUAAAAUAAAUGUAUAUGCAAUUAUGGAUAUAUUGAUUAUGAUGGAUAAUCAAUUUGUGUUGAAUUUCAAUUGAUUUUUCAAUCAGUUUAAUUAAAUGAAAUUGAGAUGAAAAGUUAUACUACAUGUGAGUAAGGAUACUUUAUUUUACCAAACUAUUUAACUUAAAAUAUUUGUUAAUAAUGGUAAUACUUUAUUUUUUAUUAAGUCCUUAAAAUAAUUAUGGCAAAAUCAGUUGUGUAGAUUGUAAAUAUUAUCCUGAAAAUUGGUAUUUAAAACCUAUUUGUACUGCAGAUCUUUUAUCAAGAUAUAUAGAAAGAGAUGAUGGUUUUUAUUAUAAGGAACGAAAUUUAAUAGAUUAUGAUUUAUACAUAAUUGAUGAAAAUGGAUAAGUGAUAUUAUAAAGAGGAGUUCUUGAUUUUUGUAACAUUGAAAUUGAUUAAGAAUCUUGUUUUAAAUAUAAACAUCUCCAUUUAGGAUAAUCUAUAUAUGUAAAAUGUAAACCUAAUUAUUAUCAAUUUAAUGGAGAAUGUUUGUUUACCAGUAUUUAUUGUUUAGAAACAGAUAAAUUAGGACAUUGCUUAAAAAUUAUUGAUGGAAUUUAUGAGAAAAAUGGAGAAUAUAAGGCUUGUCCUUCAAAUUGUUUAACAUGUAAUUAUGAUGCAACUUUAAAAUAAAUUCAAUGUUUAUCUUGUUAAGAUUUUCAUUCUUUAGUUAGUGGUGAAUGUAUAAAAUGUGGUAAUUUUUGUAAAAAUUGUUAAAUUUAUGAUGAUUCUAAUAUUUAAUAAUCCUAUCUGAAAUGUUUCAAAUGUAUUGAUGAUUCAAAGUAUUAUAUAUCUUUUGAUGCAGUUAAUUGUAAUGAAAAUAAAAUUAAUUCAUGCUUCUAUGCAUUUGAAGUGAUAAAAAAUGAUCCAACUUAAAAUACAAUUGAUUUAUAUUUUAUUCCAAGAUAUGAUUAAGAAAAUAUUGUUAUAUAUUGUGGACGAUGUAAAUUUGGGUAUAUAUUUGUAAUUGAAAUCAAUAAAUGUUUAUUGUCCUUUGAUGAAAAUUGCUAUUAUUCAUAUUCUUAAGCCACAUGUACUAAUUCUGAUGAUUUCCCAGAAAGUUUAGAGGAUAGAUAGCAAAUGGUGGAUUCAAAUUCUCAUUAUCAACUUGAUGAUGGUGAUUAUAUAACAAUUCCAAAUGAAAAUGAUUAUCGUUGUCUUACAGUGAGUUAUUGCAUAAUUUUAGAGGAUUAUCAGCCAUCUGAUGUCUAUAAAAUUGUUUAAUACUCCCUUACAUGUCCAAGUUAUAAUAAAAAUUGUGUUACUUGUCUUAAAGAGAGAAAUCUUAUGGUAGAUUUCUGCCUAGAAUGUGAUAGUGGUUAUUAUGCACACAGAAUAACUGGCAAAUGUUAUUAAUGUCCAAAAGAGUUGAAUUGUUUUUAAUGUUAAUAGUAAUUAAUUAUAUCAGAAGAUUCAUGGAAAAUUUAAAUUAGAGCAUUUUAUCAAGUGGUUAUUAAUUAAAAUAAGAAUCAUUUCUUUUAAUAAUAUGCUUAAAGUUAAGAUAUUAAUGAUUACAUUAUUAGUUGUACAAUCUGCCUCUAAGGUUAUUAAUUAAUAAACAAUCUCUGUAUUCCAGCUUGUUCUGAAACAUGUCUAGAGUGUAAUUAUAUGAAUGGCCUUAAUUAAUGUAUUAGAUGUAAAACAGAAUUUCAAGGCAGACGAUUGACAAUUUCAAAUAAUGUUUGUGUCAAAUGUCCAGAAAAUUGUGCUUUAUGUAGAUAAAGAGAAAUGUAUUAAAUUAAAUAAAUCAAUCCCUUAUUUAACAACUAAAAAUAUUUAGAAUUUACAUAUUAAUGUCUUAAAAGCUAUGAAAAUGAUAUCUAUGAAUUUGAUUUUGAUUUAGGCAGUUAUUUGAAAUGUCCAUUAGGUAGUAAACCUUGCUAAAGGAAUUUAUUCAUUAAAAUCUAUUUACAUUGUGAUGAAUCUCUAUAUUGGGAAGAAUUCAAUUAAAAGUAAACAGUUGAUGAAUAAAAUCUAUUUAGACAAUAGAAUAUUUUACUUUAAGAUUUAAUCUCAGAUUCUAGUUUUAAAGAAGUAUAUAUCAUAUUUAAUCAUUAAGUUUGAAAAGGAUGAGUUCUAUUCAUAAGCUAAUUAAUAAUUGAUAAAAACUAUUGAAAUAUAGAUUGUUAGUAAAAAAUCAUAAAUUUGUAUCAUCACUGGAAAUGCAACUAUUUAAUAAUAGUUUAGCCAAAAUAUUUUUUCUGCCAAGUAAUAAAUUAUUAUUUUUUAGUUCUGUUAAUCUAAAUAUGAUUUUCGAUUACCAAACAAUAUUUAUUUUUGAAAGAAUGUUUACCUUUCUCAACUUUUAGAAUAUUGAUAUUUAAGGAGCCACUUUUCAACCUGCAUCAAACAAUCGAUAAAAAACUAUAUUAUUCUAAAGUGCUAAAUAAUAAUCUAUAAUCUUAAAUAAAAUCAUCUUUUAGCAAACUUCUCUAGAUUAUGAUUAAUCAGAAAUAAUUUUUGAAAAUACUUAAAAACUUUUCGUUAAUAAUACAAAAAUAAUAGAUUUUAAACAAAAAUAUGUUAAUUAUUUGUUCCUAUUAAAUUAAACAAAUUACAUAAAAAACAUAGCUAUUUAAAAUGUCUAAAUUUUCAGUUCAAUUUUUGAAAAUUAAAUAACAUUUCUAUUUUUAAUUAAAGAUAAAGACUAUGUAGAAAUUAAAGACAUUUAAAUUGAAGCUAUACUGAUUAAUACAACUUUAUUAGAUACUAAUAAUACUGAUAUUGGAAGUAUUAUUAUUAAUAACCUCAAACUUUAAAUUUAGGCUAAAGAUAGCUUAAAAAUAUUUAAUCUAUAUUCAUUUAACUCAAUAUUAAUUUCAGGGUUUUUUUGCCUGAAUUCUAAUUUUUAUAAUUCUACCUUAAUUGCUCUAAAUAAUAAUGCUUAUAUAUAGGAUUUUACAGUAUAAUUUUGUGAAUUCAAAGAAUUUACUUAUGUGUUAGUAAAUUUUGAUUAACUCUCAGAGACUAGUUAAAAUUUCAUUAUAAAAAAUACAAUUUUCGAUCAAAAUGUCUAUGAUUAAUCAGUAAAGUUUAUUUGUUUAAAUAAGUGGAAUCACUAAUUUUCAAAUUUAUAGAUCUAAAAAUUUUAAUUAUUGAAUAAUCAUAUUUCUAAUGUCUCUAGUGAUUUAAAUUUAAAUACAAUAGAAAUUUAAUUAGUAUAUUUAAAAAUGGACAAUUUGAAAAUUGAGGAGCUUAUAAUAGAAAGGGGUUAUGGGAUUAUUGAGAUUUGUAUAACUGGAGCUUAAAAAUUAAUAUUAAUGAACAGUAAAAUAACUUAGGGUAAACAAUUUUAAUUUAAAGGAUUGCAUUAAUAUUUGGAUUGUUAAUUGUCAAAAGUAAAAAGUAAUUACUAUUUAACUUCACUUUUCUUCAUUUCUAUUCUCAAUCUAGAGAUUGAUGGAUUAAUUAUAAUUUAAUCAUAAUCAUAUAAUUAUCCAUUAUUAUAUUAUAAAUCUUAAGAUGAAGAGAAGCAAUAACAAUUUGAAAGUAUUUAUAUUUCAAACUUAUUUAUUGAUUAAAAUGUAUUACUUAUUACCAAGUCAUAAUAAUUAACUGCAAUCAUUUUUAUUGAAUCAAGUCAAGAAACUCUUAUAACAUUUAACAACAGUAAAUUUUAUGGUAAUAUCCUUCAUGAAUAUUUCUAAGAUACCUUUUUGGUCUCAGCAUUACUUUUAAAUAUCAAUUCUUAUUUAGGAACAGUGAUAAUAAAUAAUUCUACUUUUUAUAAAAAUAUAGUUUUGAAUAGCACACAUAGUAUUAUCUAAAUUAGAAGUUUAAAAUUAACGAUGUCUGAAAAUAUAUUCUAAUUUAAUAACAUUUUUGAUUAUUAAUUAAUUUAACCAUAAAUCUUAUGGGGGGAAAAUCUAGAAUCAGAAACAAUCUAUAUUGAAGAUAUAAAUUGGAUUUUUUAAAUUUAAUCUUUAACAGGUAAUGGUUAAUUUUUGGUUGAAGAGCUUAAUAUAUCUGAAUGUAAAUUUGAAUAAUCAUAAGGAUCUCUUGGAGGUGCAUUUCACAUUAUAGGUUAAAAAAAUACAAUAGUUAAAAUUUUUAAUUCUUCUUUUUACAAUUUAUCAACUAAAUUUUAAACCAAUAACGGAUAUGGGGGAGCUAUUUAUUUCGAUGGUACUUCAUCUUUAUCUCUAAUUGUGAACAUUUUUAAAGUAACAAUAGAAUAUUUAUAUGCCUAACAAUUUGGAGGAUUCUUAUACUUAAAAAGUCAAAGUUCAUAAAUAUCUAUUAAUAUUUAAGAAAUUAAUUUAAGUAAUGUUUAUGCCAAAAAUGGAUCUGUCGCUUAUUUAGAGUUUUCAUUUUAUUCAAAAUCUUAAAUAGAAGUUUAAAUUAAUAAUAUUUUCUUUAAUAAUAAUAAAAAGGCUUUUAUUAAUUAUUUGAAUCAAUAUAACUCUUUAUCUAGUUUAGAAUAAUUAACCUUAUUAAAUAAUCGCUUUUUAUUUUACAUAGAUUCAGCUUCAAAAGUAAUAUGUUAAAAUUUUAGAAUUGAAAAUUUAAUUUUUGAAUCAGCUUUUAUAAUAAAUAAUGCUGCUAAACUCAAAUUUUUAAAAGUUAAAAUAAUCAACAGUCUUAUUAUCAAUAAUCUAGUAUCAAUAAUUCCAAAUUAAUGUAAAUAUAUAAAGUAUAUUUAGAUCAAAAAAAUAUUCUAUUAUUUUAAAAUUUAGAAGUAUAAAAUAUAACAAUUAUCUCAUAAAUUACAAAUCACAGUUGUUAAACAAUAAAUAGAUAAGAAAGAAACAUCUAGAUUUUUUGUUAAGAAAGUAAUACUCCUCUAACUUUGCCAAAACUUUCUUAAAGUACAGAGAUUGAUUUUGGGUAAUGUAUAACUGACUAUGUUGAAGAACUAAUGAAAAAUGAAGAGAGGUAAAUUGAAAAUUCAUUAAAUGCAGGAUUAUUCUUAUUUUUGGGACUUACAAUAGAAUCAUAAUUGAAUAUUGAAAAUUCUAAUUUAAUUUCAAUAAAAUGUACAUCAUGUUAAUAUGGAUUGUUUUAUUUUUAUUUUUCAGAAAUUAAAGGAAUUUUAAAAAAUUAACGUAUUCAGGAUUUAAAAGUAAUAAACUCUACCUGUGGAAAUUUAGGAUGCAUAAAUAUAAAGAAGGAUUAAUAGAAACUCUAAAGAAUUCUCUUAAAUGAAGAAAAUAAUCAAGGGUUUUUAGUUUCUGAAUUUAUAAUUCAUAAUUACAUAUGUCUAAAUAAUAAAGCUAAUAAUGGAAGUUGCAUAAACAUUGAAAACACAAAAGUAAUGAUCUCCAAUAGUAUAUUUUAAUUUAAUAAUGCUUCAAAUUUUGGAGGUGCUGUUUAUGCUAUUAAUGAAUAAGUAUUUAUAAUAAAUAGUCAAAUUCAAAAUAAUGAAGCAUAAAUAGGAGGUGGAAUAUAUUUAUAAGAUAAACCUGAACUUAAUUACACUAAACUUGGAACAAAAAUCAUUGAUAAUACUGGAAGACAAUUUGGUAAUGAUUGUUCUUCCAUUCCUUCUGGUCUAACAUUAACACUAGAAGAUGAAAGUUCUUGUUUCAAUACAAAAAUUAUUUAAUAAACAGAUUAACUUUUAAUUGAAUAAAUAAAUUUUUCUACCUUUUAAGAAAACAAUUAUAUUUUAUUACCUAGUGGUUAAUAAAUCUAGAAUUACUAAAAGUUUUCUACUUUUACAAGGGAGUACACCUCAUUUGAACAUAAUUUUAGAAUUAUGGCAGUAAACAAAGAUAAAAAUGUAAUAAAAAAUUUAGAAGGCACUUUUUGUGAAAUACAAAGCAGAAUGAUUAAUUCAUCAUAAGAAGAAUAAAAUAGCAAUUUCACUAAUAAUUACACCAAUAUCAUAAAUAUAACUUUUAAUUCUACAACAUAAGAUUACAAUUUAGAUUAAUUAAUAAUUUAUUUUGAUAAUGAAUUACCUGAAUAAAUUAAGUUAUAAUUACAAUUUAUUUGUAGUUCAAUAGUUUUACCUAUUUAUAAUUAAAAUUAUCCUUAUGAUAUUAUCGAUACCCAUAAAAAUUAUAAGUUAAGAUUAAAUGUUAAAUCAUUAUCUUGUCAAUAUGGGGAAAUAAAAAAUUACACAGACUUUUCAUGUUAAUUAUGUGAUGGUAAUUAAGGAUUAUUUAGUUUAUAAUUGAAUUAAUUAAAAUGUGAACUAAAAGACGAUGUUUCUACAAUAAGUGUUAAAUCUCCAUUGUUAAAUUUAAGACCUGGGUUUUGGAGACCAUAUUUUAAUAAUAAUGAAAUUGCCUAUUGUCUUAAUUUGCCAUAAAGUUGUUUGGGUGGCUGGAUGGAAGGAGAUUAAUCUUGUUUUAUGGGACAUCUUGGAGCUUUAUGUGAGUAAUGUGACAUAUAUAAUUUGAGAGGAGAUGGUUAUUUCUCAGUUAAUUAAUAAUAUUCUUGUGGGUCAUGUUUAGAUUAAUAAAAAAAUUCAAUUAUUAUUACUUUAGUAAGUAUAUGGUAUGUUAUUAAUAUAUAAUAUUUAUAGGACCUUAGUUACUAUUUUAUUAUCUGUGACUAGCACCUUGAAAGCUAUUGAAGUUUAUGUGUAGUUUUGUUAAAUUAAGAAGUUAGGUUUGGUAGUAAAAUAAAAUUAAAAUGAAUCAGCUAUCUUAAUUAAGAUGCUGACCAAUUACUUAUAAAUUAUUGGAUUUAUAGCUACCUUUUAGUUGAAGUUACCUUCAAAUUUAGAAAGUACAAUUAAUAUAGCAUCAUCACCUAUCUAAACUAUGUCAUAUUCAUUAGAUUGUUUUUUAACUUCAAUGUUCAAUAUUGAAAUCCAUUAUGCAAGAAUGAUUUGGUAAAUUAUUAUGCCUUUUAUUUAUAUUAACUUUUUCUUUCUUUGCUACACUAUAGCAGCCUAAUUAAAAAUGGUGAUCCUUAAUAAAAGUGUUAUUACAACUACUUUUAUUUAUAUGUACAUUUACUUAUAACCAAGUUUAAUAGGUGGAUUUGUAUAACUUAUCUCUUAUCGUCAAAUAUCCGGUUAUAAAUGGAUUUUGGCUAAUGUUGCUUAUAGAUUUGAUACUUAUGAACAUCAAAAAUGGAUGUUAUAAUUAUGUUUUCCUAUGUUACUCUUCCUUGCAAUUUUGGUACCUACUUUCUUCCUUUAUGAACUCUUUAAAAAUAGACAAAAUUUAGAUAAUAAAUCUACUAGACUUUAAUUCGGUUAUUUAUAUAAUGAAUAUACAAAAACAGUAUUUUAUUGGGAAGUUAUUAAAAUAGCCUAAAAAGAAUUUAUGAUCAUAUUUUUAACUUAUUUUUAAGAUAGUAUUGUAAUCAAAGCAACAAUUAUUUUAUUGAUUUUAGCUAUUUAUCUAGAAUUAACUAACAGAUCUCUUCCUUAUAAAUCAAAUACUCUCAAUAAAUUAGAUUAUAGUUCUACCUCAAUAUGUUUAAUUUCUAUUGGAUUAGCAAUAGGUUUAUUUGUAGCAUAUCAAUAAGAUUUAAUAGAGAUUUAAAUUCCUUAUUUCUUUGUUCUUGGAAUCAUUAAUUUAAAUUUUGUUUAUAAUAUUACAAUUGAGAUUGUAAAUUAAUUAAUUAAAGAAAAAGCAGAUUAAUAUUCAGAAAAAUUAGAUAUUAUUAGAGGAAAGAUUUUAAAAUGUUUUCCAUUUAUCAAUAGAAUUCGCUUUUUUAAUAAAAUGUUAAAAAAUAGACAAGAACAAAGGAUUCGUGUGGCAAAGCGUUUUCAUAAGCUGAAAAAAUUCUUAAUACCCCAAGCCCAAAGAAUUAUUAAUUAUAAAGAGUAAUCAUUAUAACUUGCCAAUGAAAACUCAAACAAAUAAAAUGAAAAUGUUCCAUUCAGCUCAAGAAUAUCUAAAUUAUUGUUAGAAAAUUAAAAUCCUAUAAAUUACUAAGCAGAAAUUCUCUUUAGUUCAUAAAGAAAUUCUUAUACAUCCAAAAUUUUAGAUAAAUAGUAACUAUUUUAUUGAAUAUCCUUUAGAUCACUGCAACAAAAUAGAAAAGCAGAAGAAACUUUGGAAAAUAAUCCUAUUAGACAUAAAAAGCUGCCAUCUAUUGCUUAGGUUUCACUAAAUGAUAAUAAUAAGUCUGGAUUUUGA
Messenger RNA from Paramecium sonneborni, 9556 nucleotides. NCBI's taxonomy places the organism in Eukaryota, Ciliophora, Oligohymenophorea, Peniculida, Parameciidae. The record is from the annotation of a GenBank genome assembly.